GUGACCUGCCGUUAAUCCGACAGGGAUUGAAGUCAGUGGAAAAAGAGCAACGGAGAGGGUUGACACAAAUUAUCGAUUUAACUCCGAAAAACACGGAUUUUUAACGCGAUGUUGAUUCACAGAAAGGAGUACUGAAACGAUAGUAGGAAAGUUGCAUAAAAUGUGAAUGUUUAGUCAACUUUAGAGGUGAGUUUGGGUCUUUUUUUGGUUGUCGGGGCUCAACAUGGAUGUCCGGGGAGCAACGGUGCAUUUCUGAGGAGGAAUUAAGGCCGUUAUUUCUGGUGCUAAAUUGGAGUCGAGGAUUUUAAAGCGGCUUCCUUUCUAUCAGGUUUAAAACUCUAGUUGGUGAAGUUGUUGUGGCUGCAAACCAAGAUGCUGAAUGUGUGGAGGCGAGACGUCCCCCUCUCAGAGCGGCUGGGGGGGGACUCUCCUCUGGCUGCUGCCCCACCUGUCCUCCCACCAACUGCAGCCCCGACAGGCCCCAACAUUUCAUGGCUCCCCGAGGCCCCGCUGCUGACUCUAGAUCAGCCCACCUUCCUCAUGACGCCCGCUGCUCAGGCGGUGUCCGGCUUCUUCGUCUGGACCGCGCUCAUCCUCACCUGUCACCAGAUCUACAUGCACCUACGGUUCUACAGCUCUCCGAGGGAGCAGCGCCACAUCGUGCGGAUCCUCUUCAUCGUUCCCAUCUACGCCUUCGACUCCUGGCUCAGUCUCCUCUUCUUCACCAACGACCAGUACUACGUGUACUUCGACACCGUCAGGGACUGCUAUGAAGCGUUUGUGAUUUAUAACUUCCUGAGUCUGUGCUACGAGUACCUGGGAGGAGAGAGCGCCAUCAUGGCCGAGAUCAGAGGGAAACCCAUCGAGUCCAGCUGUCUGUACGGGACCUGCUGCCUGCGGGGGAAGGCGUACUCCAUCGGCUUCCUGCGCUUCUGUAAGCAGGCCACGCUGCAGUUCUGCGUGGUCAAACCCAUCAUGGCCGCCGUCACCGUGGUGCUGCAGGCCUACGGGAAAUACAAGGACGGAGACUUCAAUGUUUCCGGGGGUUACCUGUACGUCACCAUCAUCUACAACAUCUCCGUCAGCCUGUCUCUGUACGCCCUCUUCCUCUUCUACUUCUCCACCCGCCAGCUGCUCAGCCCCUACAGCCCCAUGCUCAAGUUCCUCAUGGUGAAGUCCGUCAUCUUCCUCUCCUUCUGGCAGGGCAUGUUGCUGGCCAUCCUGGAGAAGUGCGGGGCCAUCCCUCAGAUAAACUCCGAGGAGGUGUCCGUCGGAGAGGGCACGGUCGCCGCCGGAUACCAGAACUUUAUUGUUUGCGUGGAGAUGUUUUUCGCCGCUCUGGCUCUGCGCCACGCUUUCACCUACACGGUCUACAUGGAGAAGAGCCUGGAUUCACAAGGAUCUGUUCCUCCAAACGGAGACUUUGGCCGCUGCGCCCCCAUGAAGUCCAUCUCCAGCAGCCUGAAGGAGACCAUUAGCCCGGGAGACAUGGUCCAGGACGCCAUCCACAACUUCUCCCCGGCCUACCAGCAGUACACCCAGCAGGCCACGCUGGAGCAGGGGGUUCCUCCCCCCCUCCCCCGGAACAUCAGCGCCGUCAGCGGGCGCGGGGGCGACACCGAGAAGACCCUGCUGCUCAGCUCCGACGACGAAUUUUAAAGCAGGGAGACCCCCCCCCCCCACACCGUCAGACUGUUGUGACAGCGGGUAAUCCUCCUGUGUGAAUGAGUAGAGAGGUGCGCUUGAUUUCCUCACCAUGGAUGCGAGGAACACUUCUCCCCAGCGUCUUAUCCAGUGGGAACUUCUUCUUUUUUUAAAGUUCCCCAGAAACUGAAAAGGGGUUCUGUUUGAUCCUGGAGAGUUCACGAGUCCAUCUCUUACAAACUUGACGUCUUAAAUGCUCGUUUUCUGGCUCCGACCGAAGCGUAGUUUCACAUUUCAGCGCAGCCAUGUGGCAUUUCAGUCCUGAUGGAUGUUUUAUGUUUUGAGCCUGGGUUCAUUUUGCUUUUUAAAGUUUGUUUGGAGACUUUGUCUGUUUUUAUCACGCUCCUUUGACUGGAAAUAGAGAAUAUAUUAAAGUUUUUAUGGAAGCUUUGAACUUUUAAUCGUGUAAAUCUAAUAUUUAGGCACUAAUUCACAACCUUUGGUUCAGACAGAAGCGAGCCGUCCCGUGGUACAGUCAACAUAAAGCGGUACGCAGUUAUGAAGAACAUGUAGAUAUGAUUUACCCGAGGAGACCCUGGUGCCUUGUGGGAUUUAAAUGGCUGCAGUGUGAGUGGAUUUAAAGGGAAACCAGUAUGAGUGAUGAGUUUCAGCUGUGUGAAACGAUGUUGUUUUUGUGGAGCAGAUUAUAGAUCAGGAGCGCAGCAGGAUUACACUGCCGGUGUUAUCAGGCGUCUUUCAGUGAGGAUUAAAACCUCUGAUGUAGGUUAACAGGAAUAUAGGUUACAGCUUUUCCAUAGAAACCAUAUUCAUAAUUCAACUUGAUUUCAAAUGUCAAGCUGCAGACGUUUAAAGUCAAACUGGAAAUUGAGUUUGAGUGUUUAAGGAAAUAUUUGAGCUUUAUUUAAACUAUUUUCCUGGACAAAUUUGCAAAUAAGUGCACUCUCUUUGCAUUAAACUAAUUUGGAGGGAGAUUUGAUCACCAGGACAGGCAUUAUGAGUCAAUAAUAUUAAGGCUCUAUCUCAGAGAUAUGAAGUGUGGUCUAAAAAAAUUCAGUUUGACUUUAACAUUUUUGUUUAUUUCAAGGUAGAGAAGUGCAAAUAUCACCCAUUCUAUCACCAAAGUCAUUCAAAGAAACACAUUUUCUGUGCUUCUUUUCAUGUAUCUUGCACACCUUCUGUAGUCACUUCUUUAUCAGCUCGUCAGGUUUUAGUUUUAUACGUGUUUUUGCUUUUAAGUUUUUUGCUGAACAACUUUUUUUGUUGCACUUUUACAGUUUUACCCUGAAGAUAGGUACAACGCUAAAACCCCUGUAUAUUAGCAAAGUAACAUGGGAAAAUAUGUUAUAAAUGCAUUAACAAUAUGUCCAGUCAAUCUGCUCUCCGUUAACAAUACCUUCAUACGUCCUGGAUGCUGUUUUGUUCGAUUAACCCCAGCCGAUUGCACAUCAUUUGAGUUCUUGAGUCACCUGAAGGAGUCAUAUCGAUUCUGCUGACGUGUUUACUGCAACUGCUGCUGUAGCGCUGAGUGAACACCAGGGGGCCGGGUAGACACACACACACACACACACACACACACACACACACACACACACUGUUAUCUAGCAGCAGACAGGCAGUUCUCACACACUUUAAGCUGUAGUCAUGUAACUGCUUUGUCUGCCUCUUUCUCUUAUCUCCAUCAACAAAGCACUCACACACUCACACACACACACACACACUCACACACACACACACACACACACACACACACACACACACACACACACACACACACACACAGCUUUUUAAAAAUUUCUGCUCCUGUCUCGUGAUAUUUGCUUUAGCUCAGUGUCUUAUUUUGAGACCCUGCUGAGUGUCGUCUGGUUGUGUGCUGCGUUUGGACGUGGAUACAGAGUGGAUUCAUAUUUUGGACUCUGCUCCGCCUGCAGCUGAGGACGCGUGUUCCUCUCCACAGCUCGGGUCACUUCAUUGUGAUGCUUUAAAAUACACUGUCCUCUUUUGGCCCAUGUAAAUGUGUUUUGUGCACUAAAAUUGAGCCAUCUUUAUCCUACAAAUGAGACGCCAUCUCAGAUUUUUGCAGAAAGAAUUCACAGUGACGAUAUUGGAGUGAUGUCCAUUUAGAAUUUCAAAAUAAAACAAUAGUAUCGGGCAAAUUCCUCUAAGUUUGACUUUAUAUUGUGUAUUGUGUCUCUGUGUGUGUUGGGGGAGUGAGAUAAAGCAGUUUGUGGAGGAAAAGGACAUUAUUUAAAAGGAGUUAUAUUAUUUACAAGAUUUUAUUGUGCAUUAUUUAAGCGAUAAUGUACGACAAGCCGGUCUGAAAUCACACUAAAGGGGUUUAUUUUGCAAUAACGACCCGGCCGCUGUACUUUAUUACGCUAAUUACACGCCUACUGACUAAAGAGAUUCAUAAUAUAGAUUUUUAAAGUGUUUUUAUUGAUUUGUUUGUUUACUUUGCUUCAACUAAAACUCACUGAUUGUUAUCCGAUAGAGCUGCGUCCAUAGCAACAGUAGAAUGCCGUUAUCGACCAAUCAGAAUCCAGUAUUCCACGAACCACACGGUAUAAACAAUUAUGCAUUUUUGGUUGAAUUACAGCUACUAAUGACAGGUUUCUUUGGCCUAAUAUUAAAGACUUUUACAAUUUAAAACCAACGUAUGUAAGUCGUACCACGCUUUUAAAUGCCAUAUUUCACUCUCAAGCUUUAGCCUCUUUCGUCACACUGCUGUUAUUAUCAUUUUGUGGUUUGUGAAAUGUGCUGACGUAAAGGAACCUGAGGGAAACGCUGCACGCCAAUGUUGUGAAUCCAGUUUCUGGGUGCUGUCUGCAGGAGGAGGGCCGUGUGUUUCAAGAGUCAUGUAUGCUGUAUCGGUGGAGAGAGAACACUAGUUUUGUAUUCGCUUCAGAACUCUCUCUAUUAUUUCAACGACUGUUUUUGGUUUCUAGUACUUUGUAUAUGAUGAAGCUGCUCAUGAUGCUAUAAUGUCCUGUCAAAAGGAGAAAUAUCUGAAGAUAUAAUAAAGAAUAUUUAGUCUAA
Eleginops maclovinus (Patagonian blennie) is the source of this 4698-nucleotide messenger RNA. RefSeq names its product transmembrane protein 184ba (gene tmem184ba). NCBI's taxonomy places the organism in Eukaryota, Metazoa, Chordata, Actinopteri, Perciformes, Eleginopidae. The transcript has 10 exons. Gene Ontology annotation, molecular function: transporter activity. The record is from RefSeq and is a predicted model, not a curated record. Bases 373 to 1659 code for a protein of 428 amino acids. Gene Ontology annotation, cellular component: membrane. Gene Ontology annotation, biological process: transport.